AGAUCCGAAACACGUGCCAUGAGCCGUCUCUCAUGGUCAUGGAGAUGGAGGGCGUGAGGUGUUCAGUUUCAAGUUUCAACAUUGAGCAUGUGAUGUGAUGUCACCACUCACUACUCACUUCAAGUAUACGUAUGUUGACAAAUGUGUAAAUACUAAAUACUUACAAUUAUUAUCAUUACAAAGAAAGUCUCAGCAUUCUGUCUAUGGCCAAUAACAGAAGCCCCUCCUUCUUCCUCACUCUUCUCUUCCAUCUACUAACCAUUUCAGCUUCAUUUGUGCAAAUAAGUUCCCUUGGUUUUGGAAUCAACUAUGGCCAGAUAGCCAACAAUCUCCCAUCUCCAUCAAGAGUAGUGCUUCUUAUCAAAUCACUGAACGUGACUAGGAUCAAGCUCUAUGAUGCUGAUCCGAAUGUGCUACUCGCAUUCUCCAAUUCCAAUGUCCAAUUUGUUGUUGGCCUUGGAAACGAGUACCUUGCCAAUAUGACAAACCCUUCCAAGGCUCAAUCAUGGAUUCAGCAGCACCUUCAACCUUACCUUUCACAAACCAAGAUCACCUGCAUCACCGUUGGAAAUGAAGUCUUCAACACCAAUGAUACCCAGUUAAUCAUGAAUCUCCUGCCAGCAAUGCAGAGUGUUCAUGGCGCCCUUGUUAAUCUUGGAUUAGACCAACAAGUUACUGUCACAACAGCACAUUCUUUCAACAUAUUAAGCAAUUCAUACCCUCCUUCGUCUGGUUCGUUUAGGCAAGAUCUGCUUCAAUAUAUCCAACCUCUUCUUGCUUUUCACUCGCAAUUCAAUUCACCUUUUCUCAUCAAUGCAUACCCUUUUUUUGCAUACAAGGACAACCCAAGUGAGGUUUCUUUGAGCUAUGUACUAUUCGAGCCCAAUCCGGGUUCCAUCGAUCCCAACACCAAUCUCAACUAUGACAACAUGUUGUAUGCUCAAAUUGAUGCUGUGUAUGCUGCCAUCAAGAUGCUGGGCCAUACAGACAUUGAGGUCCGGAUUUCAGAGACAGGUUGGCCUUCUAAGGGUGAUACUAAUGAAAUUGGAGCCUCACCAGAGAAUGCAGCAACUUAUAAUGGUAAUCUGCUGAAAAGGAUAGAGCAGAAGCAAGGAACUCCUGCAAAUCCAUCAGUUCCAAUUGAUAUUUAUGUGUUUGCUUUGUUCAAUGAAAAUUUGAAGCCUGGACCUGCAUCAGAGAGGAACUAUGGCCUUUACUAUCCUGAUGGCACCCCAGUUUAUAACAUUGGAUUGCAGGGUUUUCUCCCUGAGAUGGUUAUUGCAUCCAGUUCUAAUGGUUCUGCUGUUAAUUUUCUUGCCUGUAUAAUUACAUGCUUUAUCUCCGCUUGGGAGCUUUUGAGAUUGUGACAUUCAGAAGGAAGGGUCAAUGUAAACAGGAUUCCCGAAUUCAUAUACAUGAUUCUUUUGACUUUUGAGACAAAAGU
This is a messenger RNA of Arachis ipaensis, 1444 nucleotides long. Its product is annotated as Glycosyl hydrolase superfamily protein. Gene Ontology annotation, biological process: carbohydrate metabolic process. The record is from RefSeq and is a predicted model, not a curated record. NCBI's taxonomy places the organism in Eukaryota, Viridiplantae, Streptophyta, Magnoliopsida, Fabales, Fabaceae. Gene Ontology annotation, molecular function: hydrolase activity, hydrolyzing O-glycosyl compounds.